CACUGGGACGCAGCCUUGGAAGGAACAAGGAACGUAUGAGCAUCCUCUGGGAGACUGGGGACAGAGUCAGAGGAAGUCUUGAGGGUCAGGCCGGUUGCCAAGUUGCCAAGCGCAUCUUCUAAGACUCAGUAGUCCCCAUGCCACCCCUUGAGGUGGCGCCCUGUCCCGCGAUGGCCGCGGUCACCCCGCUGCCAUGCCCGAUGUCCCGGCUGGACUUCCUCAAGGCCUCGCACUUUGCACUGGGGCCCGACCCGCGGCUGCACGUGGGCGACAUGCAGUCCACAUCGCAUCGGGACUUCCCGGCCCACCCAGGCAGAACCCGCGCGCAGCAGUGCCAGGCACCGCCCCGCGGGUCCCUCUUCGCACAGGACACGCGCUCGGCGGGCACGGGGCUCGAGUCCGAGACGCACGGCGCGUACGCGCCCCCGGGGCCGUCGCCGUCCCGGCGGUCGGAGAUGCGGGAGCGCACCCUCACCAUGCAGGCCAGCAACUGGCGCGUGCUCGCCGACCCGCGCGUCCGCACCAGCGCGUCCACCGUGCGCGCCGACUUCGGCUGGCCUGAGCCGCCGGCGCGCGCGAGCGAGCAGAUCCGCGGCGCGCGGCUCAUCUUCGACCGCGACUCGGUGCCGCCUGGCGACCCAGCCAAGCUGGGCAUCCCGCCCACCACCUACCAGGCGUUUUACCUGCCCCACGACCCGUGCCCGCAGCCCCGCGCGCCCUGCUGCCACCUCGGGGGCCUCAACCCCCUCAGGUGGGACCACAGCAGACAGGACAAUGCGACCUCCUACCAGAGACACUUCCAGGCCCUGCCAAGCCCACCGGCCUUGAUGUGUAAGAGGGCCUUCUCCAGCGUCGAACUGGGAGACUCCAAGAUUGGCUAUGGGCCCAUGUGUUCAGAGCAGAAGCAAGCCUACAGACCCCAGGGUCUGCCCCCAGAGAGGUAUGAUAAGGCCCAGGCCGCAGCCCACAUCCAUUAUGUGAAUAUUCGUCCUGGAGAUGGCCUAUUCCAUGACAGGACCACCAAGGCUGAACACUUCUAUGCCCGAGAGCCAGAGCGUUUUGUCCUUCACCAUGACCAGACUCCAGCGUCGCACAUCCUGGAAGGAAACUGGCGCCCUGGUCCAGGCAGCCUCACCACGUCCAUGCAUUUCUUCCAUGGCCAGCCGCAUCCGGUGACCGCACCGCCCAGCCGCCACGUGCCUUUAGAGAAAUUGAAGAGUCACGUAUGCCUAGGGGACCCCUCGCUGCUCAAACAGUUCUUCCAGACUUCCAUGGGCACGGACUAUUGCCCCCCUGCCUCGCCAGAGAAGGUGCAGAAAGCACCCAAUCUUCACUUGAUGCCUAGCAACCUGCCCCAGGGCACUGACGAAACAGAUUUUUUAACCAUGAACCAGAAGAUGCUGAAGCCUCAGAGAACACCUCCAGCCUCCGUGACUGAGGAAAUGCUUCAGCGGAGCAAAUACAGCCACAUUGAGCCCCCGCUGGGCAGACAGCGCUUCUUCUCAACCCAGUAUGAGGAUGAGUUUGCCUCCAAGUACCAGGGCCCAGCAGAGCUGAGAUUGACCAAUCUUCAGGACAGCCAUGUGCCUCUGGGCUCCCUUCACCAGUGGGGGUGUGGGUCUGGGAAGGUAGACCCUCGGGCCCCCCAGGCCCCCACCUACCCAUGCUCUAGCCAACAAUAAACACUGUCUUGGCAGC
This is a messenger RNA of Lutra lutra (Eurasian river otter), 1698 nucleotides long. RefSeq names its product testis expressed 45 (gene SAXO5). The transcript is spliced from 9 exons. The coding region runs from base 138 to 1682 and encodes 514 amino acids. The record is from RefSeq and is a predicted model, not a curated record. Lineage: Eukaryota; Metazoa; Chordata; Mammalia; Carnivora; Mustelidae.